AUGGAGCGGUUGAUCAGACUAUAUAAUGAGUGGGAAAUACAGCUACUUGUGCUCCUUAGCUUCACAUUGCAGUUGUUCCUCUUCUUCGCUGGCAGGCUUCGGCGGUGUAGCGGCAACAGGCUCCUAAGGCUCUCCCUUUGGGCUGCUUACUUGGGGGCAGACCUGGCAGCAGUUUAUGCACUUGGCUAUCUGUCACGGCAUCAGGAUAUCAACAUUGAAAGGCUAAGAAGAACCGAACAACUGGCUUUCUUUUGGGCACCAUUUCUCCUCAUCCAUCUUGGUGGGCAGGACACCAUUACUGCUUUUGCCAUGGAGGAUAACAACUUGUGGUUGAGGCAUCUCUUGAAUCUGCUCACCCAAAUUGCCCUAGCUUUAUAUGUAUUCCGGAAGUCCAUUGGAAGACACGGCGCGAACCUUUUACUCUCAGGCAUCUUUUUGUUUAUUGCCGGAAUUAUCAAGUAUGGAGAAAGAAUAUGGUCUCUCAAGUGUGGCCGUCUUAGAAGUCUUGAGAGCUCAACUGGGCAUCAGAGCAGAAAACAAUUGCCUGAAGGAAACGCCGGCGACGCUGGCUUUGUUGGCGCAGCCCUCAAUUCCAUGCCACGCGCCCUUGAUGUCUUAUUGGAGCGCAGCAUGAUUGAUCCAUCGUCAGACCAAUUGGACCAAUUGGUAAAGACAGAAGUUGACUCUGACGAAAUGAUCAAGAUGGUGAGGCUGCAGCUUGGCAUAAUAUACGACGACCUCUACACUAAGGCUCUUGUGCUCAGGACUUGGAGCGGAGUUAUACUUAGAUGCAUCUCCCAGGCCUCGGUUGUUGUUGCUUUUGCGCUCUUCCAUCCAGAUGACAAACAGAGGUAUAGCAAAGCUGAUGUUGCAAUCACCUAUACACUAUUUGUCGGGUGCUUUUUCCUGGAAGUCUGCUCAAUGUUCAUUUCCAUGAUGUCACCAUGGACAUGGGCAUGGUUGAAGGUUCAAAAUUGUGAUGUCCUUGCCAGGUUGUCAUGGUUUGUGUUUUGCUGUGACAUCGGAUACCCAAGGAUGAAACAACGGUGGCCAAAUUUGAUUGGGCAGUACAACUUCCAUAGCUGGUUGACUGAGAGCGACCUGCAGCGAAGUACACGUAAUCGACAAAUAAUGGUGGUCUUCAGAAAGCUGUUCGUGGGUUUGCUCGGUGUUAAAAAGAAGAAAAUGUUUUGGGUAAGCAAUCUAUUGGAUACCAAGUACACGGAUGUGGAUGAAAUGAUCGUGAAAUGUGUAGCAAAAGAGCUGAGUCUGUUACUACAUGAAUUUGACGAUGGUCAAGCACGACAAGAAUGGCCAAACAUUAGCCAACUGUUUGGCAAUGCACAGGAUGGAAUUAUUAGAGACUUUGGCUAUGGUAUUAUCUUCAUGCACUAUGUCACAGAGACACUUUUAGAAAAACCUGCUUCCCCCAGUGAGGACAUGGAAGCAAAUGCUACAAGGCCAGAUGUACCUUCUGGUCUGGUGGAGGUAUGCCGGAAACUCUCGAACUACAUGAUGUACCUUUUGGUUACCCACCCUUCCAUGCUGCCGCUGUCUAUCAGCGCCACAGCUACCCUGGAUCACUUCCACGAACCUGAACGGCUUAAAGAUGUCACAAAGCUCAUGGAGGACUCUGAAUUGGUGGCAACCAAAGAAACACUGGAGGAGAUAGCACGCCUGUGGGUGAGGUUACUCCUCUACACUGCUGGCAAGUCGAAGGCAGAGAUGCACGCGGCGCAGCUGAGUGAAGGCGGGGAGCUGAUCACAUUCGCCUGGCUGCUCAUGGCCCACCGCAGGAUCGGGGAUUACCAUCUUAGAAGGAUUCAUCUUACCAAUGGCAAUACUCGUGGAGCAGAUGCAGAGUUGACGAAUGUAUACGCCUUCUAUGUUCCCCGAAAGUCGGAAGAUCAGAUACCGGCCGCUGAUCAUGGGUAA
Aegilops tauschii subsp. strangulata is the source of this 1935-nucleotide messenger RNA. RefSeq lists its product as uncharacterized. The record is from RefSeq and is a predicted model, not a curated record. NCBI's taxonomy places the organism in Eukaryota, Viridiplantae, Streptophyta, Magnoliopsida, Poales, Poaceae.